ACUCUGGAUUCUUUUCCCACUAUUUUUGAACAAAUAUAGCCAACUUUCAGUGAAUCCAUACCUGUGUCCAUCCAAUUAAGGGUCAGUUUGGAGACCAAACCAGACUCCACCACACCAGGGGUCGUCAGUCACUCUUUGGAAUGCAGGCACUCCCUCUCCAUGGGUGUUUAUUCAACAAAUAUCUCAGUGGGAAAGACAGUGGAAUUUACAUUAUAUAAGCUAUAAUUUCCACUCUUGAUAUCUGUAUGUGGUUUGACCCUGGCUUUGGAUGAGAGGGACAUCCCUGGAAUGGAUGUAGACCGGUUCAUUUUUAAGUGCAUGGAUUUGUGAUAUUACAGUGUACCAUAGUCAAAGUUUGCUACAGCAAAGUUGUAAAAGUCGAACACAUUUCAGAACUCAACUUUGGCCAGUUUUGCCAUAACCACUGAAGCCAUAUAAUGUGUGCAUGUACAUGAAGGCUGCUAUUUGUUUUGACACUGAGUGUAAACUCUUGUUUUGGUUUUCCUUUUUAAAUUUUGUUUGUUUGUUUGUUUGUUUGUUUGGAAGGGAUUCAAGGUUUUCCGUUACACCUGAAAUGGUGACACCAACUACACGGUGAAUAGAUGUAAUAUAGUCUUUCUUUUUGUAUAGGCAACAGGCAGAAGUGAACCUUCUAUUAAAGGUUAUGAACUAUGAUUAAGAGACUUGGAUCUUACAGGUUUUUUAUUUUUAGUAUUGAAUAGUAGUUAUGACAGUGCACUUUGUAGUCUAUACAUGUGCAUGCGUGCGUAAUAUUUGCCCAUAAAACAGCCGUAUCCUUCAUAGGCAACUGUGUAUACGUGUACAUGUAUAUAUGUGCAAACCAUUGUGUUUGUGUUUCUGACCCCAAACAAGUCACUAACAGAACAAAGCUGAAAUAUUUCAUUGUUGAUUGUCAUGCUUGGGUGCUGUAAGUUUUGCCAAACUGUUGUUUCACUUUUCCAGGAAGAAAAAGUGUUUGUACCAGAGAAAUGGGAACAUGCGUGUUCCUGUAUAAAGGAACAUACUUGUGAAAACAUUUUGGGUACUUUUUCAGUGUACAUGAUGUCAUUUUGGUAGAAUGGUGACAAGCCAACCAUAGCCUACUGAGAUCAUGACAUGUAAGAAAGGAGUGGCUUAACAGUGAGGCACCAUGCCAGAUAAGAAGCAAAACCAAGGCCGAAAGAAGCAAGCUCCAAAAGGGCAAGCAGGCAAAAACCCCGCCCGCCGGACUUCGGCUGGUAAGAGCCCUGCUCGUAGUGCCGCAGGCAAGAGCCCUGCUCGUAAUGCUGGCCCAGCCGGUAGUGCUGGCCCAGCCCGAACUGCUGGCCCUGCCCGGAGCAGCCCCACCUCUCGAAAUGUUGCACCGAGCCAACCCAGACCUCCUCACAGCCCUUCGAUGCCGUACGGCUAUGACAACUCAACGCACUACAGCCGGCCACCGAGUGGCACCGGUGCAAUGGUGACAGCAGGGCAGGACUUCCAGCAUGUGGACCCUCGCUACUCCCAGCAGGAACAGCAGCGCCUGCAGGAACAGCAAUAUCUGCAGGAACAACGGAGUCUGCAGGAACAGCAAUAUCUGCAGGAACAACGGAGUCUGCAGGAACAGCAGCGCCUGCAGGAACAGCAGCGCCUGCAGGAGCAACAAUACCUUCAUCAACAGCAGCAGCAAUACCCAGAAGAUUUCUCCUACAGACAUUCUCCCAGGAUGGAUGGUCGUUACUCUCCAAGAAUGGGUGGUCGGCAGUCACCCAGAUUGGAUGGGCAGCCAUCUCCGCGACUGGAUGGGCGUCACUCCCCGGCCCUCAGCGGGAGGAGUUCACCCAGGUUUGAUGGUCGGGCCUCGCCUCGCCUGAGUGCCCGGAACUCACCUCGCCUGGGGGACAGGCGCUCAGCUCGCCUGGCAUAUGGGGAUGAGGACUACGACCCGCACAGCUCGUACAUUCAGAUGGGAAAUAUUAACCCAGCCUUCUCGGAGCCAGAGACAAGCCCAGUUGUCUCGCCCAAUGACCUCCGGCCAGGUGAUCCUUACCAACGCGACCGCAGCGUGUCCAACGCCUCUAGUGUGUCCUACCGUUCCAGCAAUGAGGACGAAAAUGAGAUCAUUGAGAGGGAGCUGAUUGCCGCUAACCUACGGGAUCCAUCCUCAGUAAUGGAAAUGCUCCCCAGCAGACAGCUAGGCCGAACCUUAUCGUCCGCUACCUCAAGCAACAAAUGGCUCCGCAAACGCUCCCAGAAGUCCCUGCGCCGUGGGCGUUCCAUGUCAGCGUCUUCAAAAAGGCAGGGGGGUGAUGACAAUCUCAACGUGGAGAUGAUGAUUGAGCGGAUCCUGGCUGACGAGGACAGCGUGGAGGGGCGUGGCAGGGGGCACUCCCUCAACCGGAAGAACACCAUCCGCAACAUACAGGGGAGCCUGGGCACCAAGCGGAAAGUCAGGGCAGAAAUACAGAGGCUAUCCGACAAGAAGAAGCACAAGUCAGUGGGACUGUUUAAGUACUGGCGCUACCAGACAUCAUAUGGCUGGGAGAGCUUCAAGGAGUGGCUUUACAACUUGACCUACUCCCUGGAGCUGUGGCGGGCUCCCAUCAAGAAGAUCGAGGGCCACUUUGGCAGCGGGGUCAAGUCCUACUUCAUCCUGCUCAAGAUGCUCCUACUUCUCAACAUCCCUGUCUUCAUCCUCUCCUUUGGCUUCCUCACCAUCCCCCAGCUGCUCUACAUGCCCAGCCCCUCGCAGAACAACAGCCGGCCCUUCACGGGGGCGGAGCUGCUGACUGGUCAGGGUUGGUUUAUUGAGACAGAGCUGUACUUUGGCUAUUAUACCAAUGACACCUUUAGUCUGAUAGGCAAUGCCUAUUACAACAUGCCGGUCGCUUACCUGUUUGCCAGUGGUGGAUACCUACUGCUCAUCUUUGUAGUCUUGUCUCAAGGCAUGUCUAAGACGUACCGUAAAUACUUCAUCACCGGCGACCGGCAGCACAACUUCUACACUCCCAAAGUGUUUUGUGGCUGGGAUUACGGCAUCACAUCUGGCAGCACGGCCAAGCUCAAACAGCGCAGCAUCUUUCUGGAACUGGCUGAGCAUCUAUCCUCCCACCACCGCUCCAAGAAGCGAGAUUGGGCUUUCAAGAUCAAGUGGGCUCUGUUCAGGCUGACCAUGAAUGUUCUCGUCUUGGCCAUCAUCGCUGGGGCAUCUUACCUCAUCUUCUUCGUAUACAAGAAGAAGGCAUUCUCGACCGAUGUGAUUAUCAUAGGAGACCUAGCCAUAGCCCUUCUGGUCAGCGGCUACAACCUGAUCCUGCCCUACAUCUUCAGUGUCAUUGGCUACUUGGAGAAAUACGAAAACCCGCGGGUUACACUUUAUUUCUCUCUGUUCAGGACAUUCCUGAUGAAGGCUACCAUCUUGAUCGUGUUGGUAUACCAUUGGUUCAGCCAGAUUGAGUGCAAGGGCGAUACUGUGGCUGACACGCUGCCAUGCACGUGUUGGGAGACAUUUCUUGGUACCGAGGUCUACAAGCUUGUGAUAGUGGACUUUAUUGUCCAGAUUCUGGCGACGUUCUUCUUGGAGUUCAUCAGAAGGGUUGGCCGUGAUCAUUGCUGUAAAUGGUUUGCGUCACCAGAAUUUGACAUCGCCAGGAAUACGAUGGACCUGAUCCAAUCUCAGACAUACACAUGGAUUGGUAUGUUCUUUGCUCCUCUCCUGAUGAUCAUCUGUAUCAUCAAAUUGAUUCUGCUCUUCUACAUCAAACAGGUGAGCGUGUUGUACAACUGCAAGCCCUCCCUUCGUCCCUGGCGUGUCGGCAUCACUCAGACACUCUUUUACAUCAUCCUCUUUAUCAUGUAUGCCAUCUGCAUCGUCGCCUUGGGAUACAGCUUUACCAACAUUCCACCCUCACAAGAUUGCGGCCCAUUCCGAGGCCUGAACUCUGUGUACGAAGUGUUCACCCAACUAGUCAACCAAUGGGAGGAGACACAACAAGCAUGGAACUUCAUCAUCAACUUCCUGACCACACAAGGGGUAGUGGCUGCGAUCGUCGCUCUGCUCUGCUUGGCUGUGUACUACUUCAGAACAGUGACCGUGGGGCGCCAGGCUACCGUCAAACGGCUUAAGCAACAAAUUGCACUGGAGGGCAAAGACAAACUGUUCUUACUGAAGAUGCUGCAGAACGCCAUCAAGAACCACAACUCGCUGCGGGAGGGCGGCGGUACUACCGUUGACCCAGCAGCAGUGGCAGCCGCGAUCCCACCGCCCAUGCAAAAGGGAAGGAAGACGCACACCAAGGUGCGGGGAGGGAUCCACACCGCACUCUCACCGAAGGUGCAGGAUGCGGUGAACAGCGCCGAUGUCAUCAUUCACAGAUCUUAGAGACGCAAUGACGUCAUCACUGAGAGGCGUCUGAUGUACAUCCUGACACAAGUCCCCCCCUUGUGGUUUGUACUGGGUGUCCUUGUUUUAUCUCUGUCGUAGUGGAAUACUUGACAAACAGUUUGCUUAUUCUUACAAUUGGUUCAAAAGCCUCCAAGUCUCAGCUUGAGCCAUAGGCCAUUGAUCAAAGACCAAAGACUGUCUCUUUGUUUUUUGCACCCAUUGUAGCAAUGGAAGUUCUUGGGAAAGUACUCCUGAUCCUGGCAAAGAACAUGUCAAAUACUUGUGAAGUACUUGACACCAACACUGCAUUUUAAACUUUCAUUUUCUGUUGGGUGACUCAGAAGACAGAGUAAGGUUGCAAUUAAUGCACGCACAUUAACAGAAUUUGAAUGUGAAAGGUAUUUGCUUUAAAGACUCAAGAGACUAGUUUGGGCUCAUAAGUGCAGCCGAAACUUUGACACAUUUGUGAAAACCUCACAGAAUUUCAAAUUCUUUCAAAUUCACCACGAAUAUUAGCAAUCCGACGCCAGGUUCACUGGAUGCAAGGGAACUGCAUGUUGUAUCCCAACUAGGGAAUCUGAGGUUGAAAAAUUUAUGCUGGUGAAUGGCGACUGCGGAAACAAACUCUGGAUUUUUUUCUCAGUGCAAAAAAAAAGAAAAGGACACACACUAAGACAAACGAUAUGUUCAAUGACUUUCUCAAUGUCUGUUUUUAGUUUUAACAAAACAUUUUUAUGCAUUUAAACGUUCAACUUGGUAUUUGUUGGUGUCAUCUGUUUAAAAUUUUCAAACAUUAUAUUAUUUUUGAACCGAUGAAUUGUUUUUAACAUUGUCACCAGCAGAGUGUACCAGAAAUUUGAAUCUGUCUUGGUAUUUUUAAUCAACCCAUAUUGAUAGUAAAUCCAUGUUAAGGUGAUUGUUACAUCUGGUUUGUGUUCAUUAUGCUGUCUUGUUCAGCCCUGUACUUUAUAAUGAUAUCCAUUUCCUUUGAAACAUUUCAUAGCAUUUGUGAAGGAUGGCAUUUGUAAAUUUUAGCCUUGUUCCAGUAGUAAGCACAUGGCUUUAUCAUUCAUAAUUUAGGUGGCUUUUGGUCCUUGUUGUAAAUAUUCCAAGUUCCAAGCAAUUUAAUUGAAUGCGACUUUAAAAAAGGUUUGGUGCAGUCACUCUUUUUCUGGAAAUUCAGCAUGAAUUUGUGGCUGGAAUCAGUCCAGCAUAAAUAAAAUUCCCAAGUGGGACACAUUUUCAUGGUGUUUUUAAUAACUGGAGUCAUUUCUGGGUUUUGGGCAACACCAUGGUUUGUGUAAUCCUGAUACCACUCGUGGAUUGAUUUUCAUUGAAAACACUUCAUGACUUGCACAAGUGAAUUCCAGUAGGUCACAAACGUGAGAUCACAUAGGAAUGUAAAAUUGCUCUCUUCAAUGUGAGCACUGUAUUCACCACCAUAAGUUAUUCUCAAGUUGCUUUUUACAAAGAUGGAGAAUCAUGCUGCUCUUGAAAUGCUGCGCACUGUUGAAACAUCUGCAGAAUGCUUUUUCUUUACAGAUUGGAACUCUUGAAAUUCCAAUUAGAGUUGGCCCAAAAUGGUCAGGUGCUGCCUAGAAUCAACUCUUGGGGAAUUAGAACUAACUGCCACAGGGAAUCGGAUCCUUCAAGGAACUAAAGCUUGAGUCCAAUUCUGUGUAUGGAAGUCAAUUCUUUGAGUUUCUUUGGGGAUCACCAGCCAAACCUCAUGAUAAAUUUAAGAGUGUGUGAUUAUGUCAUUGAAACUGCUUACAAAUAAAGAUAGAAGCAAUAUCUGUCAACUGAAAUCUAAGUGACCUUUUGAGGUCACAAAGAAUUCAUCUUUUUAAUGUUUUAAUUCUCUACUUAGAUGAAAUAUCGAUUUUAGUCAUCAAAUUAAUUCAUGGGCAUUUUAGUUAUUAGUUCACUAUUUUUCAGAUUUUUUUUGAAGAUACCACUAAAGGAAAACUUAUUGACUCUUUCCCCUUGCUUGGCUAAAUCAAGUUUGCUAAAAAAAAAUCAAACAUAAUAGCAUGGCUUGGCUUGGCUUGUGCAGACAUAGGUUGUAAUAUUUUUCCAAUAUCCUGUUCAUGAGUGUGACAUGAUUGCAUUUUAACCCUAACCAUGCUGAACCCAACAAUAUCCAACAGUGGGCACUUUCUGUUGGAGUUUGUCGAUGAGAGAAAUGAACAAAAGGCCUUUGUUCUUGCCGUUGGAUUUUGUUGGAUUCAGCAAGCUUCACACUUCUUUUGUUGUUGUUGUAUUCUGUUGGGUUCACCAGGGUGCCUUGAUAAAACUCCAAGUGGUUAGGGUUGAACCAUGCCUGCAUUGUACAUGGUAUGGCAGUGGAACUGAUGGUCUGUAAGUAGUGCAUAGUUGGUAGAUCAGCCUGAGGGAUAUUAUAAUUUGUAUGUGUCAUUAUAAAUGCAUGGCGUUUUCCUUGAUUUCUUCAUUUUCUCCUCAAGUGGUGCAUUGUGAGUAAAGUGUGACCUCGGAACUGGCAUCUCAUUGGACAUGGAGAAAAACAAUUUGGGGGGAGUGAUCGCAACGUUUAGUCUUGUCAGUUUUAAGCCUACUUACGUUGUUCAAACAGGGAGGGUCAACCAUUGUUUUUCAGAGUGCCGUGUAAGUAGUAAUUUAUGAAACAUUUGUUAUGUAGACACUGUAAAAUAAUUCUUCAGCUGAAAGUCCUGAAGUAGCAUUGAUUAUAAUGGCAGAUAUGCUCUUACGGUAGUUUUAUCAUUCGUAAUAUUUGGAAGACAAUGAAGAUUUGUUUAAUUGUUUUAGUUAUUGUUACAUUAGGUGUUAAUAUUUUAAUGAAAGAAAUUGUAAUUUAUCAUUUAGGUCAAAUACAAUAAUUUUGCAUUAUCAAGAACGUGGUGUGAUUAUGCAUAACAUGAUCUGGGCCCAAUUUUUCGGCAUUGUUUGCCAUUGAGCAAAUCUUUUCGCUGACCACAACACAUGAUAUGCUUAAUGGUAAGCGUAUUUUGCAGCGAACAUUUUUUGGUUGCUGUGAUCAGCAUAGAAAUUGCAUGGGCAGGUGUAGAGAUUUGCAUUGUUAUGUCACUGAGUCGAGCGCAUUUUUUCCCUCUGAGAUUAGCAUGCCUAUUGCAUUGCUUACUGCUUACGAUCUGCAUGAAAUAUGUGGAGCCACUGUAAGCAUAAAAUCGUGUGCUUAGCAGCACUGUGAAAUUGGGCCCAGGUCUUUACGGUGUACUGAAUUAAUUUCCAUUGAAUAUAUCCUGGAUCGUUGUACCUAUGUGUAUAUAUUGAUAAUGUGUUACAAAUGCUUACAUGAUGCAAAAUGGUUAGUGGAUUCUAGAUGUUGAUCACCAGCGGCGGGAUGAAGAAAGAAAGAAAUUUGUGACAUGGCAAACCUGAAUGACUUGUGAGGACUUACAGUGGACUAGUAAGGACUUGCAAUCAACUAGUGAGGACCUGUGAAGAUUUUACUGCAGUUUUUUCUGGCACACUGGAAGGCAACUUCAUGUCACAUGCUUGAUUGGCUAAUGAAUUCAAUUUUUCCUGAAGACAUUGGGAGAUUACAAUUUUUCAGGAAUAAUUGUCUGAUUUCACAUCCGAGAUCAAGGUGUCAAGUACUUGUAAAAAAACAAAUCAACCGGAUGAAGCCUUAGUGCAUGCCCACCUGUGCAUACCUCUGAGCCUGAAACCGAAACUAAUGGAUAUGUCUUCCAGCCUUGGGUGCGUCAUCCAUCGUUUAUGUGCAGAUUAAAACCAAAAACAAACCAAACAAGAACAGAAAUCAGUUGAUCCUGCACUCAUUUGUACAUUUACUUGAAAAUGCGAGGUGCUUAUAUUUUACCAAAUUUAAUGUGGCUGUUCUGAGGUGCAAACAUUUUGAAACGAAUAGACAAUCUUUUUGUGUAAAAUUUUCCCAUUUUUAUCAGAUCAAUUAUCUUUGAGCAAUUAAUUAUACCUCAAAAAUUUGCAGCACUGAGAAAAAAGGAUACAUUUGAAGAGUAUUUUACACAGACUUUUGUACAUGUGCAUGAAUUUAUUUGUAAACAGAAAUGAUGGCUUGGUUUUUGGAAAGGAGUGGGUUUGGUGAGUUUUACUUACACCGCUGCCUUGAAUGGGUCCAAUGAAGUUGAGUAAAUCUUGUACAGUAAUAAGUGAAUUGGCACACGCAAUAGAGAGCAAGAUUGCAUUUCACACAUUAAGUAUUAUUCAUUCGUUGAGUUAUCAAUGCUGUUUGAAUAUCUUAUGCAAGUGGAAUUAAGUACAUGUAUUUUAUCAGUCAUUCUCUUUAUUUUAAUACAUGUAUUUAUCUUGGUGAUUUUUGUAACGAAUUAUGGAAUGAUGCAGAAAACACUAUAUUUUAUGGAUCAAGUACAUAAUUAAAUGCAGUUAUAUAUACUGGAA
This is a messenger RNA of Acanthaster planci (crown-of-thorns starfish), 8746 nucleotides long. It is a transcript of the gene tmc5, whose product is annotated as transmembrane channel like 5. Gene Ontology annotation, molecular function: mechanosensitive monoatomic ion channel activity. Gene Ontology annotation, cellular component: plasma membrane. Lineage: Eukaryota; Metazoa; Echinodermata; Asteroidea; Valvatida; Acanthasteridae. The record is from RefSeq and is a predicted model, not a curated record.